UGUCAGCCGAAUAAACGAAGUUGUUCUGCAAAUAAAAAAGCAAACAAACAAAGCACUAGGGCGAAAGGGAGGAGGACAAACAGCGAACCAAAGGAGCAGAGAGAGGAGAGGUGACCUGGCCGAAGCGACAUGUUUGGCAUGAUCAAGAAUUCGCUCUUCGGGAACACCGAGGAGACGGAAUAUAAAUUGCUGAGCAGUGAGACGAAGGAUGGAGUUAGCUUUGAGGUGCGACGGUACGACGGUGCCAAGUACGCUGUGGUCUCCUCUGAGGGACGAACCUUCGACCAAGUGACAGGCGAGCUGGUGAGGAAGCUGCUCAUGUACAUCGGCGGGAGCAAUGAACAAGGUGAGGCCAUGGGCACAGCAGCUCCCAUCAUCAUCACAGUGUACCCGCGGAAUGACGGUGUUCUGUCUCGCCGUUUGAUGGUUGCCAUCCGCAUCCCCUCCAACUACCAGCAAAGCCCCCCGACUCCCACCGACAGUGCCAUGAGGAUUGAGGAUCGGCCCGGCAUGACUGUCUACGCUCUGCAGUUUGGAGGCUUCGCAGGGGAGAGUGAGUACAGAGCAGAGGCCUUGCGUCUGACACGCACUCUGGGCGAGACGGCCCCCUUUCAGCGCAAGCAGUACUUCUGCUGUAGCUACGACCCACCGCUCAAGCCUUACGGACGCCGCAACGAGGUGUGGUUUCUACAGGAGGAGCCAUAGGAGC
Messenger RNA from Morone saxatilis (striped sea-bass), 709 nucleotides. Its product is annotated as heme-binding protein 1-like. The transcript is spliced from 4 exons. NCBI's taxonomy places the organism in Eukaryota, Metazoa, Chordata, Actinopteri, Moronidae. The record is from RefSeq and is a predicted model, not a curated record. Bases 130 to 705 code for a protein of 191 amino acids.